AUAAGAUAAAUUUGUUAAAAGAAACUAUAAGAAAAGAAACAACCACUGCUCUAUUGAAUGUAUCGUUUCGACUCUAAUCCAGAAGAGGGCGGUGUUUCAACCUACCCUUGUUAUCAAUGAACCGGAAAUUAACCCAAAGUAGAAAAAAGCCGGAACUAGUGUGCCUCCGGUUCAAAUCAAGAUGUCUAACCAGGACGUAGAGGAUUUUAUUCAGCAGAACCGAGCCUUAGUGGAUCAAGUGGAGACCUACCGGGGAUACUGGGAGAGUGAAAAGCACUGGGAGGCCCGGAGAGAGUUCAUCAUGAGGAACUUUAACGAGUUUACCUCAGAGCAGCUGGAUCAUCUGCUCUCUCUGUCCAUGGUGUGGGCCAACAAUGUCUUCUUAGGCUGUCGGUACAGUGAAGAGCUGCUAGAGAAAGUGAAGGAAAUGGCUGAAGGUAUUGUGGUGGUGGACGCACCAGUCUUCAAGACGAGAGAUGAAAUUAUGAAGAAGCAACAGGGUUUGUGACCAACCUGGCUGUCUUCUCAUCUGCUCGUUCUGGUUCUGAGCUGAUGAACUCGGCUGUAAAUUAUUUGCAGGCUGUGCUUGCAACACGUCAGAUCUACAUUUCACUGACUUUUAGUGUUUUGGUUUUUUUAACCGUCUUGCAUUCUUGUAAACGUCGUGUUUUUAAAAUGCAGAAAGACUGUUUUUAAAGUUUGGAUCUAAUGGUGUUUUAGCAGUGUUGUUGUUUUAGAAAUCACUUUUAAACGAGUGUUGUCUUUUUAAGUCGGUUCAGAUUCAGUGUGAUAAGUCUUCGGUUUGGUCUACAGAAUAAAAGAUUUUUGUCAUUA
This is a messenger RNA of Cynoglossus semilaevis (tongue sole), 834 nucleotides long. It is a transcript of the gene xtbd1, whose product is annotated as CDKN2A interacting protein N-terminal like. The record is from RefSeq and is a predicted model, not a curated record. NCBI's taxonomy places the organism in Eukaryota, Metazoa, Chordata, Actinopteri, Pleuronectiformes, Cynoglossidae. Bases 182 to 508 code for a protein of 108 amino acids. The transcript is spliced from 3 exons.